AUGUCCAGGCGCCCUGUGGAGAAAUUAUCUCGUGCCCUUCGACGACAAGCACAAAUUCGUUCGUGGCAGUGCACAAGAAAGGCAGAAAGUCAACCUACUGCAGCGGCAGUUGCUGCUAUGGCCGCAUCACCGGUGGGAAACGACGCCAGGCGUCCCCCCUUUUCGCUACACAAGAGGACAGAAGGAUCGCUCCAUUCCACCGCUCCUGCUGGAUCAGACCGCGGUGAUUCCAUUAUUCAAGCGAACCACUCCCUCCGCGAGGCGUUGGCCCGCGGAGGACCCGAGACACGUCUCACACGGCAGGUGAGGCGAGCAAUUGAGCAUUCGUCGGGGAAAGCAGAUGCGAUGAAGGCGUUUCAGGUCCUCCUUCAGACAGAUGACGAGACACCUACAGCGGCGACGUUCAAAAUUCUCGCAUCCACGCUUCUCCAGCACCAUGUGGAGGAGCGAGUGGGUCACGCGGCGUUUCAGCACGCGCUAGUGGAUGCUGUGGGCUCCGAUAGCGAUCGGUGGAAACGACUCUCAGAAGAGGAGCGGUCUACAUUUGUGAACUACACCUGUAGAACAACAGAGCGGUGGGCGGAACGCGGCUCGUCAUACAACAAACUUCUGGGAUUUUCUCAGGAGGGCACCGAUAACGACACCGUGACUCAGGUGGAGUACCAAAUGCGGAAGAGCGGCGUGACAGUAUCAUCAGCGACGUUGGCUGAUCUGAUGCAUCUCGACGUCACCUGGUCGACCGCCGUGCAUCUAUACGAGUACAGCGAGGAGCAGCACAAGGUACCGCCGCCCAUGGAAAUGGUAGAUCGUCUUAUGGGCCUCAUGACAGGGUAUAAGACUGGGCUUGGUGGUUCUCGCCCCUGGAAGCGGGCAUUGGAGUUGUACGCUCGAGCCCUUGCAUCUGGAUACGAGUUGACGCUGACAACUCAUACACACGCUUUAGACGCACUAUGGCGAAGCGCCGACACAUUUCACCACGUCCGGUGCACCGUGAGCCCGGCGCACCAGAAGAUGAUAUGGGAAAAGGCAAAUGAGAUCAGCCAGCGUGUGAAGGCGCAGCAGCUGCUGAUCGCCGGGGAGGACGGCUGUGCGUACGCGGAGAGCCUCGCGAAGGCGUUUGCGGCGUCUGGUCGGUGGUCGAUGGCGGUGUCGCUUCUCUCCGACCUGGACACCUCCGCCGAGGACGCGUCGUUCCGCUCGCUCGUACCUACCGCCGAAACGUACGCCUUCGUCAUGGCGGCAUGUAAUGCGGCAGGCAACGCAUCGCACGGUGAGGCGGUUUGGACGAUUUUCCGCUCGACAUACACCCUACGCUCCCUCCAGUCCGAGGUGCUCGUCGUUCUGCUGCAGUCCUUCCGGCACGUUGUGCGCACCUCGCCACUUGUUGGUUCCCUCGUCGAGGAGUUAGUGAUGGAUGGAAAGGGACUGGAGCGUCAGGCCGUGGUGACCUCCCUGCAGCUGCUUUCAAGCAGACAUGUGAGGACAAAAGAGCCGCGGUGGCUUCUGGCAUCCAAGCUGCUUGAGAUGUACGACGCGAAUUCAUGGCCACAGCAGCCCUUGGCGCGAAAGGCGGAUCUGCAGACGGUAUUUCGGUGUUGCCACUUAAUUGCCGCUAUGGAGGCGGCGAAUGGCAGGCGGUUGCUUACGCAGUUGCGGCAGAAACUCAUUGACGUGUUUGGGGCCGACUCGGCGGAGGUGGAGUGGCUGGAUGACACAUCCGUCUACGCGCUGCAGACGACAUCCAGCUGGGAGGAGGCUAUCAACGUCUACGACGCCGCGGUGGGUAGGCGAACACCGGGGCGCGUACCGUACCUGCCGAUUCCGCUGCGUCAAGCAAAGACAAUGCUCCUAACAGCACUCCUGCGCUGCUGCAAGACAAUGGAGGAGGAGGGCGAGUCGUUUCUGGUCGACGAGGACACGCAAGAGAAGGGCCGGGACGCCGCGGUGGUACUGGCGGAACGAGCGCUGGCGAUGGCUCGGGCGGUGUACACGGCGGAUGACACAUUCCCGCACAACCUGUAUGCGGAGUUGUUGCUGCUGCGCGCGCAGGGCGCCGUGAAGCGCAGUGAGCGGAAGUUGCACGCACUGGAGGCGAUGAGGCACUUCUCACAGGCCUCGGCUAUAUUGCUUAACCAUCACGUUAUUGUCCGCUUGGCUGCGGCGUUGGCGCUGACGGAGGUGCACGUGGAGAACGCAUUGCUAGAGGGCCACGCUGCCCUGCGGUGCGCAACGUUUGCACUGCCAAAGGAUUGCCGAAAAACAAGGACGGCUUGCGGUGUCUUUGACACAAUGACGUGGUAG
Trypanosoma grayi is the source of this 2301-nucleotide messenger RNA. RefSeq lists its product as hypothetical. The coding region runs from base 1 to 2301 and encodes 766 amino acids. NCBI's taxonomy places the organism in Eukaryota, Euglenozoa, Kinetoplastea, Trypanosomatida, Trypanosomatidae. The record is from RefSeq and is a predicted model, not a curated record. The transcript has a single exon. Gene Ontology annotation, molecular function: protein binding.